Molecule: messenger RNA, 411 nt
Organism: Caenorhabditis angaria
Lineage: Eukaryota; Metazoa; Nematoda; Chromadorea; Rhabditida; Rhabditidae
Source: the annotation of a GenBank genome assembly
AUGAAUUUUCUAAUCUUCCUAGCCAUUUUCUGCUCAAUCAGUGCUCUCCGAGUAUUUCCAGAUGCAAUUCAACGCGCUCGAACUCUUGACAGAAAAAUCAUUGGCGAUAUCAAAUUCAAGAAACUCGCUGAACUUGCGUUGAACUUCAAGACUGAUACAUUCACCUACACAGCAUGUGGAGGCCGACCAAUGCGAUUUUCUGACGUCGUUUCAUUCUCACAAAACCUUCCGCUUCGUCAAGCGGAUGCUAUUCAGUCAAAUGUGCUUUCCGCCCAGUUUUCUGGCAAUACAUUAAUCUAUCUUACCAGGAUUAGCAAUAUUCCAUUUGUCUCACAAAUUCGUGGCACAGCUAUUCCGGAUGCUCGCGCACCAGCUGGUUUUAAAUUGAUUCGUGCUGAACAAGUUUGCUAG